Molecule: messenger RNA, 2175 nt
Organism: Fraxinus pennsylvanica
Lineage: Eukaryota; Viridiplantae; Streptophyta; Magnoliopsida; Lamiales; Oleaceae
Source: the annotation of a GenBank genome assembly
AUGGAUUCUCCUCCUCCUCCGCCUUCCGAAUCAUCUUCAUCGCCGCCGAGUUCUGCCGCGCCACUGGUUUCAACGGCGGAGCAGAAGCGAGAAGAAAGGGAAAAGGAGAUGGUGCACAAGACUAAAGUGAUACAGUUCUUGGGACGGACAACGCCAAUUGUUCUACAAAAUGAUAAUGGGCCAUGUCCUCUCCUUGCUAUCUGUAAUAUUCUUUUGUUAAAGAACAGCUUGAAUUUGAGUCCAGACGUUGCAGAGGUUUCUCAGGAAAAAUUGCUUUCGCUUAUUGCUGAGAGGUUAAUUGAUUCAAACAGCAGCAUCAAUGAAAAAGAUGCUGGAUAUGCUGAAAAUCAGCAACAGAAUAUCUCCGAUGCAAUUGAUUUGCUUCCUAGACUUACUACUGGCAUUGAUGUAAAUAUAAAAUUUAGAAGAAUUGAUGAUUUUGAGUUCACGCGGGAGUGUGCAAUAUUUGAUCUAUUGGACAUUCCACUUUAUCAUGGAUGGAUAGUUGAUCCACAGGAUUAUGAAACUGCGGAUGUGAUUGGGUCAAAAUCAUAUAAUACUCUCAUGGGGGAGCUUGUUUCCCUGGAAACUCAAACUAUGAAGAGUGAAUAUAAACAGAAUCUUGUAGAUGAUUCUGUUGAUUUUGUUGCUGCAACAACUGCAGCUUUGGGAGUACCAUCGCCGUCUCUUUCAAGAGGUCGAUCCUUUGAUGAUCCUGCCUGUUCAGACUCCCCUCACUCUAGAGCAAGAAAAGGGGAUGUUGAAGAAGAAGUUGAGCUUUUGAAAGCCUUGAAAUUAUCAGAGGCUGAAAAGCCUAAUUCCUCAGCUGACAAUGUGCUUAAUGAUGGAUUGGACUCGAUGGUGAGUUUAACCGAAAGUGCAAGCAUUAAAAAGCCCGAAUUGGUUGUUUGUCAAGAAACAGCGGAAGAGAAGGUUGUUGAUCAAACUGCAAAUACUUUUGAGCAUAGGACGUUGAAAUGUGUUGAUAGCAAUGCUUUGAGUUAUCAGAACAAUGAUGCAAAAUUGACUGAAGCAGUUACAGGGGAAGCUACUCUAAUGCAGAGCAACUGUGCCGUACCAACCUCUGAAGAAUCCAAAGAAAAUUGUAAAAAUGUGGUUGAAAAAACUGGUUCUGAUGUGCAGGUUGAGAACGAACAUGUUCAACCUGUGUUUUCCGAGCAAGAACCUGCAUUUGCUAUUGAUAGUGUUGUAUAUAAACCCAUGAGGGAUGAACAUGUUCAGAAUGAAGUUACUUCCACAUCUGAUUCAGACGUGUCAAGAAAUCAUCAUGAUAGUUGUGAGACAAGAGAUUCUUCUGAUUUGUUAACUCUGCCUGCGGAUUUGAAUCCAUCAAGCGGUAAAAUUCCUAAGGCUGAUGAUCCUGACACCUUCAGUUCGAGUGUUGGCAGUGAACCCAUAUAUGAAGGAGAGGAGUGCAUAUUGGAGUCAGGAACUACAGUUUAUGAAAAUCGGGAGCCUGUCUAUGAAGGUGAAGUAAUUCUUGCAGGACAAGUGGAUAAAAGCAGCAUUAAUGAUGGUGACCAGACUCGCAAGGAUAUAAUGACUCGAAAACAAGGGGAAUUGAUAAGAAACUUCCUGAGGAACAGUGCUAGUCAGUUGACCAUAUAUGGCUUAUUUUGCUUACAGGAUAAAGUGAAAGAACGCGAGCUGUGUGUUUUUUUCAGAAAUAAUCAUUUCAAUACUAUGUUUAAGUAUGAAGAUGAAUUAUAUAUCCUAGCUACUGAUCAAGGAUAUAUAAAUCAGCCUGAUCUGGUCUGGGAAAAGCUGAAUGAGGUGAAUGGGGACACGUUGUAUAUGACGGGAAACUUUAAGGAAUUCAAAGUGGAAGAUCAUUCCAACAGCACAUGGCAUGAACAGAAUGCUAUUGAUAGUACUGCGGACUAUUUGGCUAGCAUUGAUGGUGGUUCUCAAGAGAAUUUGACUUUCAAUUCUGAUUUGCAGUUAGCAAUAGCUCUUCAACAACAGGAAUUUGAGCAACAGCAACCACAACGUAGUUUGCAGCAACAGCUUCCGCAGCGUAAUUCGCAGCAACCGGCCAUCAGUGCUGCUUCAAAGCUGAUUACUGGUCCCCCGGUUCCAAGUAGCAGCAAAUAUACAUCUUCGUCUUCAAAACAGGACACUAAACCAUCGAAAGACAAGUGUAAUGUGAUGUGA